Messenger RNA from Gastrolobium bilobum, 1228 nucleotides. RefSeq lists its product as uncharacterized. The record is from RefSeq and is a predicted model, not a curated record. The coding region runs from base 145 to 876 and encodes 243 amino acids. The transcript has 7 exons. NCBI's taxonomy places the organism in Eukaryota, Viridiplantae, Streptophyta, Magnoliopsida, Fabales, Fabaceae.
GCGAAGAUUGAACAACUUGGAGUUGAAACAUAAGAUAGUUUGAGACAGACAGAACCAGAACUAUAUCAUCUACAAGGUUCCGGUGACCAUGUUUAAGCAUUUCCUAAGUUCAUUAUACUAGAUUUCCUUUGUCUUACAUUUCCCAUGACCACACUUGUGCAACUCUCCAUCAAAUUUUCACACUUGAAGCCCAACUUCUCCUAUGAUGGCAUAUACAAGAGACCCGUUUUCUCUUUCUCUCAGUUUGAAACAAAGUUUUCUUCUUUUCAUCAGAGUAGCUUCAAGCUGAGAGCAUACAGGGAGAGAUGGUCCUACAUGGGAGGUACAGUGUUUAAAAAUGGGGUUUUGUUGGAAGAGAAGGGGUGCAAGAGGGAAAAGAGAGUGGCUUUGGUGAAGAAUAAUCAGGGGUUUGGCUUCAACGGUGGUGGUGGUGAUGGAAGAGAUGAUGGUGCUACUGCUAGGAUUUUGGGAAAUCUUGCUUUAGCUAUUGGGUUAACAUAUCUUUCAGUGACUGGACAGCUUGGCUGGAUUUUGGAUGCUAUUGUAUCCAUUUGGAUUUUUGCAGUGUUAAUACCGAUAGUGGGUCUUGGUGCUUUCCUCUGGUGGGCAGGACGAGAUAUAAUGCAAGGCACUUGUCCGAAUUGUGGAAAUGAUUUUCAGGUUUUCAAAUCCUCUCUAAAUGAUGAUUUGCAGCUGUGCCCGUUCUGCGGUCAACCUUUUUCUGUUGUUGGGAAUGAGUUUGUUAAGGACUCUGUCAAGUUUUCAAACCAAUCUACAACAUUUGGACAAGCAUUCAAUAAUUUCACCCGUUCUAAAAAUGAAAAAGAUUCUGGUAGAGCAAUUGAUGUUGAAGCUGAAAUUAAAGAUGCAGACUGAGUCCCUAUAGCUAUAACAUGUUGGAUGAAUACUCUUAAGACAUAUCUUAUUCAAUCAAAAACAGGCUGCGGCUUGCAUUUGGCUUUGUACUGAAGACACAAUGAAUGAAAUGCAUUCUAGAGAGAGGAGUGUGGUGAGCAGAGUAACACAUUCUUGAGAGGAGAAUGGUGAGGAGAGUAACAUUGCAAUUGUAAUAUAAGUUUUUGACUGUGAUGUUUCUCAUGUCACGCCUCUAGUAUUUUGGUUUAAACCAAAAUACUGCUUCAUUUUUCAUUUUUUAGGUACAAAAAAGGUUAUGGGGAAUAAAGGUUACUUCAUUUCAAUGUUAGGGAAAGCCUUGACAACUCUUUCA